Molecule: messenger RNA, 5284 nt
Organism: Contarinia nasturtii (swede midge)
Lineage: Eukaryota; Metazoa; Arthropoda; Insecta; Diptera; Cecidomyiidae
Exons: 5
Coding region: 984-4427 (1147 amino acids)
Source: RefSeq, a predicted model, not a curated record
UAUUUGUGCACAAUUUUAAUUAUUUGGAUUUGGUUAUUCUUUUGUUGUUCGUUUUUUUUUGUUUAUUUGUUUGUUUCUGUGGUACUGUAUUGCGUGGUGUCUGACGUCGGUUAUGAAUUCAGUUCAACAUUUUGCAGUGAGAAAUAUUAUGCAAAACUCGAAAGUUUUUUUUUUCUUCGAAAAACACACGCGCUCACAUUAUUCGAUCAAACCGGAAGAUUCUUAAUAGAUUGACACUUGAGAUCAUCGAGGCACAAAUGUGAUUUAGUGAUAUUACGAACGGAAGAAAAAGUCUUUCUUCAUUUCAACAGCUUAGAGAAUGACACUAAUACCAUCGAUCAAAGCAGAUGACUUAUGAGGAAAUGAACAUUUUGACAAAAAACAUAAAAAUCAAAUGAGUUUCCUUGACUGCAAAUGAAAAGAGUUUUUUUUUUCAAUCUCUACAUGAACGAACAUGCGCAUUUGUGAAAGACAACAACAACAAUCAAAAUUGCAUGUAUUUUUAAAGUGAACAACAAGAAACGAUAAAAAUAAACUGUAUCAGUCAAAAUCAAAGUUAAAUGUUAUGCUCUAUGGAUUUUUUUUUGAUAUAAACAUUUGAUGCGAGAAAUUGAAUCCAUAAUUGCCGAAAAUUAAACGAAUUGCUGCGGGAGAGAAAAAUGCACACUGACUGAAGAGGAGAGAGGAAAAAAAAAGAUUUAACCAUAACAAAAUCAAUCGCAGACAAAGUGAACAAAACUGUAGUGAUAGUCAGUUAAAGAAGAAAUUGAAUAAAUAUGAAGUGGCGCUGAUAGAAAAUCCUAAACAAAACAGCAACAAGUAUAAAAGACACAAAAACAUUUUCAUUGGUUUUUACAGCUUGAUUCAUUGGCCGAUUGAACACUUUACCACUUAGGCUUAAGUGGAAAUCUCGUUCAAUUCAACUGGAAAUAAUUUUGUUUCUUCACAACAAACAAAAAAUACUAAAACGCACGAAUUCAAAGAUGAAACCGAUAACACAUAGAGCACUGGUGAUUUUUCUAAUAAUCGAAUGCAGUUGUUUGCACAAUGUGCUAUCGAGGAAGUUAAUAUCGUCCACAAUACGAGUGGUGAGCACAGAAUCGCCGUUAGCUCCAACAUUUAACAGUCAAUUUAAUUUAAAUUCAACAACUAAUGAAAAAACAUCGACAGCGGAGGUGAAUACGCCGCCAAAAACGAUGCAUCGAUUGGUAGGUGGCCACUUACAUCAUUCCGUGUAUCGAAAAGAAGAGAAUAAUUUUUCAUCCCAGUCACCGAGUCGUUUAUCAAAGUUAUACUUCAGACGAAAACCAUGGCCAACAUCAACAUCAUCAACAUUGCCCACGCUGUACGGUUCGACACAACCCACGACGGCGUCAAGCGCUGCAUUUAGUUUAGCUACUGAAUCACUAUCGACACUAUCGCCGUCAAUAACUACCUCAUCGAGAGAGCAUGCCACAGCAACGUCAGCAGAACCAACAACAACAACAAAGGAGCCGGUAUUUAUAGUCGAAGCGCAAAGAUAUGAAGACCCCGAGUACGAGGCCAAUCAGGUUAUCAAUUAUGAAAUAAAAAAAGAAGGAUUUGUUGAGUCAAGCGCCGGUGAAGGUAAAGACGAUAAGAAAAAAGAUGAAUCGAAAAAAACACUAUCGGAUCAAGUGGCCGAAGGAAAAUAUGGUUUAAUACAAAAUGAACUAUUUAAAACACCGAUAAAACGUCCGGGCAUUUUAAGCUAUGCUACAAAUCCAGAGACACCGAAUGAUAAUGCAAGUAAUUUGGGUGGUUUGAGUAAAGAUGAAAUUUGGUUAUCCGAAGAUCAUUUGCUUGUAUUGAAAGGUGGCAGUUUGAAUACGGAAACAAGAGAAGAACCAUGGAAACCAAUCGAUGAUUAUCAAGCACCAUUGCGUCAAGUUAAAAUACCGGAUAAUCCAAAAGUGCCACCACCCUUUCUCGUGCAACUUGAGGAAAAUGGGCCGAUUGAGUUUAUCGGCAAUAAUCAAUUGCCGCUCGUUAAUCCAUUCACGAACGAGUCGCUAUUAUUAUUCCCCGAUGGCGGUUUCCCGAAAACCGAAACCUACAGUGGCGAUAAAACAUAUCUAUAUGCCCGGCCACCCGGAACGACUAAUGAUGCUAAAAAUGUUAACGCGCCGCCCGUUUCACUUGGCAAUCACCGCAACAACAAUUUCACCUUCACGAAUCCAUUCAUAAGUCCUGGCCAACUACCAUUUCCACCACCGCCACCAUCAUUAUUUGGUAUGCCAUUUUUGAAUGGAUCUUUGGAUAAUGCCAACUUUACCGAUGGAUUUGAUGAAGACGAUCCAUCGUUUUACUAUCCACCACCGUAUAGUUUUGUCUACAAUAGCAACUACACAAAUCCAGUGGCACCGGGACCUUUGGUGCCUGGUAUCAUAUUGCCACCGCCACCAAAUUUCUUCGGUCGAUUGGAGGAUAGAACAACAACGACAACAACAACGACUAUGAGACCAACAACAUCAUCCACUCAAAAACCAUACAAACAAGUACUUCGUCCUGUUUAUAGGCCAACAACAACCACCACAACUUCCAUUCCUUCGACUCAAAUUCCAACACACAAAACGAUUAAAGCACAUAAAGUUCAAACGGAAGCAUUCCGCCAGAAUGUGUUGAGUCCAACACGAUUGCCAACACCAAGUACCACACAAAAACCGGUGACACAAUUGAAGCAAAUCAAUGGACAAGAUAUCUUGGCAUUUGUACCAAAAGAAGCUAUUUUGAACGAUCCAUUAUCGAAUAGCAAAGGAAAACCGAUUUAUUAUGAAUAUUUCGAUGCUCGCAUAAAAGCAAACGUAAAAGGUCCUACGUAUAUUAUAACAACAACAGCACCGCCAUCAACCGUUCGUACAUUGACCCAACAACAAAAGCAAUCGACACGAAUCCAAUUGCAUCCAUCGGCCAAGCAACUUCGGCGUCCAUCAAAUUCUUAUUUGCCGGUGGUAAAACCACCAUCCGAUUACGGAAAAUAUGUGGUCAUCACACCGAAACCAGAAGGCAAACCAAUUUCAUCGAAUACCGUUCAAGUUGGUGACAGUCAAUCGUCAUACAAGAGCAAUUUGAAUCCACCGUCUAAAUCGUAUAACUCUGAAAUUGAUAAUAUUCGCCAUACGAUUGAAUUCUUUAAAAAUCAACAGAAGCUAAAACCGAACGACACAAAUUUGCCGCGAAAUCCAAAAGGCAAAGCAGUGUAUGAAUACUCAUUCGAUGCCACGCCAACCAAAGGAAAUAGUAAACUAUUCCAUCCGCCGUCUGAAUUUGAUUCGUCACCAUUCAAACCAAUGGUUCAAUACAGUUUGCCAUUGAAUGCGGAUAAUGGUUUCAAAGCGAUCACUUAUUCAACUAUUCCGGGUGCUGCGACCGAAGCGACGACAACAACAACCUCAGCACCGCCGCCGUCACCGUCAUCACCACUUCCACCACUAUCGACUCUAUCAAAUCUUCGCUACAUACCGACUUUGAACGAGAAUGUAUCGAAAAAACCACACGUAUCAUUCAUUCCAUUCGAUUCGGGCUCAUUAAAACCAAAUUCAUUAAAACAUUCAGAGUAUUCAACAGUUUCACCCGUAUCAUUAACGGUAACAACACCAUUGCCGCCAUUGACGACCAUUCAACCAUGGAUUUCGGUUGAAAAGCAAAUAUUACGCGAAGUUCGACCAAAAGAAAUUAACGUUCAAAUUCAAUCACAUUCACCGUCAUCGCGACCCUUAUCACUUCUUCGUGGCAUUACAGCUCCAUACGAAUCGUCGUAUGUCGAUGCCAAUGCAAACGAUGGUCAUUAUAACAAUCAAAUUUUUUAUCCCAUACGAACACCAUCGACAUACUAUCAACAACAGACACGUCAACCGGUGAUGACCGCUCAACAAAAUGCAUAUUUACGACAAGUUGAUUUCAUUCGACAUCAAAUUCAACAAUUUCCAAAUCAAUAUCGCAUCAAUGUUGCCAAUAAUACGAUACCAAGUCAAAAUUAUCGCGUUGCACGACCGUUGCCGACACAAAACAAUUUUAUCACAUCUUAUCAUCAUGAUUUUAACGUCGAUUCAAAUAGGUAUCCACAUUUGUCACAGAUUCUAUCGCCAAAUUACAACAUACCACCACAACCGCAACCGCAACGUUUGCCACACGCUAUCCAUCCAUUGCAUCGAGAUGUGAUUGUAAAUUAUAAAUAUCCUCUGCCACCGAUUAAUCCAGAUAGUGAAUUUUUACCACCUCCGCAUUUAUUGCAUCCUUUGCCGCCAGCGGUGCCAUCCUCACCAUCAAUACCAUACAAUCGAUACGGUCGAAUCAUUCGCAAACCGCCAACAGUCGUUCAAUACAAAUUGCCCGGCGAUAAUCAACAGAGCGGCGUCUUUUUCUAUACGCCCGCCGAAGAUAAAUAUGGAAAUGCGAACAAAAAGUAACCACCUUCUUCGGCUUUGCCAAAAAAAUCAAUUCCUUUAUAUAAAAAAAAUCGUGAUAUUUGUGAUGCUUGAGCUCGUGGAGUGCAACUGUAUCUUUUUUUAAACUCAACUGAAUGACUUGCGUAAAUUGGAUUUCAUUCAAUUUAAUAGAAAAUCCAAUUGCUUUGCCUAUAUGUAGUCUGAGGUAACAUAGGCUUUGUGUGUGCUUUAAAUGAAAUCUUACAAACACUAUAAAAUAAUCAUUAGUCAAAUUCAUAGCAUAAUAGAGUAUGUGGUAGAUUUAGUGCUCUUAAUCUUAUUAUUUUAAAUUAAAAUCCAAUGAUCGAACAACCUUUUAACUCAAUCAAAAUGAACAAAAACACAACAAUAUGAUUUUCAAUUUGGGUGAUUUAUUUUAUGAAUGACAUAUUUUAAGCUAUUUAUUCCAUGUCGUUUUUAUCAACAGAAGAAGAAAAAACGAACAAAAUUAAACAUAUUUGGAUUUGAUGAGUGAGUCUUGUUUUGUUUCUGAAGUCCACAAAAAUUGAUUCAUAUGGAUGGUUAUAGCUUUGUCUACCAUACAAGGCACGAAUUUAAAUGAAAGUGAACACAUUUUUUUUAAAUGAAAAUGCACAAGUAAACAUCAAUUUUAAUUGCAGUUGAAUGUGAUUUAUUAGGUUUGAUUUAAGUUUGUGUCCUUAUUUUUCUAUGUAGUUUGAAAGUAUGUUUGUAUAUGCGUGUAUGUGAUUGAAUCAAUAGGAAUAACUCAUGAAUGUGUGUGUUUUUUUUACUUAGUUGAGACUGUGCAAUUUCGAAUUGUGCAUUUGUUAGAUGGUAUUCAAUUUACUAAUUACAAUAAGACAUUUCGCCAUAAGAUU